GAUUGAUUGUCGGCACAUCUUUUUUUGCCCAUCAUGUCUUCAGAAGCCGUCUUUGUCCUGCCCGGCGACCACAUCGAUCCCUCCCUCAUCCCCUCACAUCCAAAGAAACCCGUCCGUCUGGGCCCCGGACUGCGCCAUGUGCCGCCGAGCGAGCUUCUCCCAACGCUGGCGGGCCAGCUGGUGACGGACAGACUGAAGAAUGCGAUCCGGGUCGAGACGGCCAGUGGCAGAUACAUCCCCCGAGUCGGCGAGCUCGUCAUCGGCACAGUCAACAAAUCCGCGUCCGAAGUCUACUUUGUCAGCCUCUCCGACUACACCGCUCCCGCCCUCCUCCCCCAGCUCUCCUUCGAAUCGGCCACCAAAAAGACGCGCCCCAUCCUGGCCCCGGGAGCGUUGGUAUAUGCCCGCGUCACGCUGGCCAACAAGCACAUGGACGCCGAGCUCGAGUGCGUCUCGGCCUCGACAGGCAAAGCGGAUGGCCUCGGGCCGUUGGCAGGGGGCAUGCUGUUUGCUAUAUCGCUGGGCAUGGCUCGCCUUCUGAUGAUGCCCAAGAAGGCGCAGCAGGGCAAGGUCGUGGUUCUGGAUGAGCUCGCCGACGCCGGUCUCCAGUUUGAGACGGCCACUGGCAGAAACGGCCGCCUUUGGGUGGACAGCGACAAUACCAAGACCAUAAUCGUGGUCGGCAGAGCCAUACAAGAGACGGAUGAAAAAUCCCUGGCCGCAGACGAGCAGAGGAAGUUGGUAAAGAAGCUAAUCAAGGAGCUGAGUUGAGCAAGGGGAUACAAAGAACACAAAAAAAGGAGAAGAAAAAAGGAAAAAAAAAAUAUUACAGCAUAUCAGCGGCUGUUUGUCUUGUUUUAUUUCCAAGGGGUUAUCCGCUCAUGUUAUAUACCCAUUGCGUACUGUUUGUCCCUUGCCUAAACAACAUACAUAUAUGAUUGAAGCAAGGAGAGAGAGAAAAAAACACCUCUUGCUUUGACCCGUCACCAAGAUAUUUGGUUUGGCACUCUUCCCCCCGCUAUGAUAAGCAAGGGGGAGAAGAGUAGGGUUAUUUGUAUAAUACAAAAAAAUAAUAAAAGUUGAUUAAAAAGAAAACGCCUUGCGAAUUUCGCAAAAAUAUCCAAGCGCUUGCUGAAGCUCACACAAAUGUCCCUUUCCCCUGUGCUCGGUGAGGAAAUAUCCAAUGUCGCUAGAAAUGAAUAGAAGAAGAAGAAGAACAAGUCACCAACCAAAAGGCAUGGAAGAAGGGAUGCCGAGGUUACUGACAAUCGAAUAGUGUGAAAAGUGAUAGGAAGGGUUGAUAGUAAGGGUAUCAUUUUUUCCUAUGAGAAGACGCUCUCCUCA
This is a messenger RNA of Trichoderma atroviride IMI 206040, 1344 nucleotides long. RefSeq lists its product as uncharacterized. The record is from RefSeq and is a predicted model, not a curated record. Gene Ontology annotation, molecular function: RNA binding. Gene Ontology annotation, biological process: exonucleolytic trimming to generate mature 3'-end of 5.8S rRNA from tricistronic rRNA transcript (SSU-rRNA, 5.8S rRNA, LSU-rRNA); CUT catabolic process; poly(A)-dependent snoRNA 3'-end processing. NCBI's taxonomy places the organism in Eukaryota, Fungi, Ascomycota, Sordariomycetes, Hypocreales, Hypocreaceae. Gene Ontology annotation, cellular component: cytoplasmic exosome (RNase complex); nuclear exosome (RNase complex).